GCCAAACCGCAGCGGCCGGUGACGCGCGCGCCCGCCCCUCCCCCGGCCUCUCCCGUGGGUGGCGCUCGCUAGUGACGUAUGGAUGUGAUGGCCGCCGCGAGGCCGGGAAGGUGAAGGUGGAGUCAACACAAUCACUAGCCAACCACAACCUGAAACAGCACAAGAGGAGAAAUCAACUUCUUUCCAUCUUUUUGACUACAGCUAUGUCCACGAUGCCCACCCUGUGAAGGUGUCUUACCAUCCAAAAACGCGAUGUCCCUGCUCUUCUCGCGGUGCAACUCCAUCGUCACGGUCAAGAAAGACAAGAGACACAUGGCUGAGGUGAAUGCGUCCCCACUCAAGCACUUUGUCACUGCCAAGAAGAAGAUCAAUGGCAUCUUUGAGCAGCUGGGAGCCUACAUCCAGGAGAGUGCCACCUUCCUCGAAGAUACCUACAGGAAUGCAGAACUGGAUCCGGUGACCACAGAGGAGCAGGUGCUGGACGUCAAAGGCUACCUGUCCAAAGUGAGGGGCAUCAGUGAGGUGCUGGCCCGGCGGCACAUGAAAGUGGCUUUCUUUGGUCGGGUUUACUGCCUGGAAAUGCGUGAAGAGCGGCAAGAGCGGCUGAGGUUUAUCGACAAGCAGCUGGAACUCUUGGCUCAGGACUAUAAACUUCGAAUUAAGCAGAUAACAGAGGAAGUGGAAAGGCAGGUGUCCACAGCGAUGGCCGAGGAGAUCAGGCGCCUCUCUGUGCUGGUGGACGAGUACCAAAUGGAUUUUCACCCUUCUCCCGUGGUUCUCAAGGUUUACAAGAAUGAACUGCACCGCCACAUAGAGGAGGGACUGGGCCGAAACAUGUCUGACCGCUGCUCCACAGCCAUCACCAGCUCCCUGCAGAGCAUGCAGCAGGACAUGAUAGAUGGCUUGAAGCCCCUCCUUCCUGUGUCUGUGCGGAAUCAGAUAGACAUGCUGGUCCCUCGUCAGUGCUUCUCCCUCAGCUACGACCUGAAUUGUGACAAGCUGUGUGCUGACUUUCAGGAGGACAUCGAGUUCCACUUCUCUCUGGGAUGGACCAUGUUGGUGAAUAGGUUCCUAGGCCCCAAGAACAGCCGUCGGGCCUUGAUGGGCUACAAUGACCAGGUUCAACGUCCUGUACCCCUGACACCUGCCAACCCCAGCAUGCCCCCACUGCCACAGGGCUCGCUCACUCAGGAGGAACUCAUGGUCUCCAUGGUUACCGGCUUGGCCUCUCUCACAUCCAGGACCUCCAUGGGCAUCCUGGUGGUUGGAGGAGUGGUGUGGAAGGCAGUGGGCUGGCGGCUCAUCGCCCUCUCCUUUGGGCUCUAUGGCCUCCUCUAUGUCUAUGAGCGUCUGACCUGGACCACCAAGGCCAAGGAGAGGGCCUUCAAGCGCCAGUUCGUCGAGUAUGCCAGUGAGAAGCUGCAGCUCAUUAUCAGCUACACCGGCUCCAACUGCAGCCACCAAGUCCAGCAGGAACUGUCUGGGACGUUUGCACAUCUGUGCCAGCAAGUGGAUGUCACUCGGGAAAACCUGGAGCAGGAGAUUGCUGCCAUGAACAAGAAAAUUGAGGUUCUUGAUUCACUUCAGAGCAAGGCAAAAUUGCUCAGGAAUAAAGCUGGCUGGUUGGACAGCGAACUCAACAUGUUCACACACCAGUACCUACAGCCCAGCAGAUAGUGGGCAGCGGGGGGCGGGGCCACCCACCCUCAGAGCUUACGGCCCCCAGGGCAUGCGCCUCAGUCCCCGGCCACCACUGAAGAGGAAGAAAACACCCACUGUCUCUUGCCAUUUUGAGCCCUUCACCAGUUAUCCCGGCCCCUGGCCUGCUAUUGCAGGAAGAAACUCUGUCUCCCACCCCAAAGGAAAUAUAUAUCAACACGCGGAGAGCAUGGUACCAAGGAGUUGUGGCAAGGCCCUUCUCUGCUUUCAUUGAAGAUAAGGGAUCUCAGAUGUCAGCUCUGCCCUUCAUGGUAUCAGGCAGACACCCCACCUUCUCCACCCAUACAUACCUGCCCUCCUUAUACCCCAGGGCACCGUACUACGAUGGAGUGACUGGAUUUUCUUCCCGGAAGCAUCUAACCUAGUUCCAGGAAGGCCUGGGCUCACCUGGCAGGACUGUGGCUUGUGUUGUGUGGCCUGCAGCUUCAGCACUCUGUCCUGCUGUGGACAGAGUUAAUGGUUUGGUAGCCAGGCUUCGCAUGGAGCCCUGAGGCAGCCCUGUGCAUGAGGGGUGGGAUGCCUCACAGCCAGCCAGAGUAGUGGGAGGAGCUCAGGAGAGGGGGCGUGGUUGGUGGGCGUGGUUGGGAGAAGGUGGUGCUGUCAGAGCUGGGGGAGGGGGUCAUCCUGAGGAGGCCUUGCCGGCUCCCUCCCUCUCGUUUCAGUCCUUGGCCUGCAUAGUUCUGUGUUAUUACUGGUGAGGACUGCUUUGGGUCAAGUGGCAAAAGUAUGUAGUAGAAGGGACGGUGAAAGAUGGAGACUUGGCAUCAGGCUGGGGCAGGGGUCCCCACCCAGCAUGGCUGGAGAAUGUGGUUGGUACAGAAUAGGGUCUCCACCUGACUUGCUCUGAGGGGAUCAUGGGCCUGAGAGCCCCCACCCCACCAGCUAGAUUGCAUCCCCACCUUACCUCAAGCUACUCUUGGCCACCGGUUCUCUGGACCGUUCCCUGUGCUGGUGACUGCAGUGAUCACCAUACAGCCUGAGGAACCCAGCUUCCGUCCUCCCGCUCACCUGCCUUUCAGCUUCGCCAGUUCCCAGAGCUUCUCCUGAUAUAUCAGGCCUCGUGUUGACAUUGAGAAAUGUUCCCUGCUGUUGAGUUUUGGGAUUGCCACUGGUCGGAGUGGGAAAGUUCUGGUCGUCGUCAGUGUUCAUGUCCCAGAAAGAUGAGCUUUUGGAGAAAAGGUCAGAGCAGAGAGAGAGUGCUGAGACCAGAGCCCCAGGGCGCGGCUGUCCCAAGUGUGGGAGGUGGGGGGUGGUCCAGCGAAGGGCGUGUCCUGGAGCACGUCAGGAGAAUCAGUGUCACACAAUCCCAAAGAAUUCAUGUUCUUUUUAAAAAACAAAAUGAUUUAGAAUAAAAAUGGAUUUGUUUUCAGUGUAGCCCCUUGGGAAUGAGUGAAAUUUUGAGUUUCUUAUACAAUAAGAGACAUUAAAUUUGUACCACCAAGGGAGAGACCGUUUCUGAGAGAAGCGAGUGGCUCAGGGCACUUUGAUUUCUGACUGCUGACCUUGCUGUUUUCAUGUUCACUUCCUGGAGCGCAAGACAUGUUUGACGUGAGUUUCCCUUUGACCUAUGUAAGGUGAUCUAUGUGUCUGAAUUACUCCUGUACCAUUGCUGAUAAUAUUGGAAAGAAAUAAAACCCAGUUGGAACCCUG
Molecule: messenger RNA, 3369 nt
Organism: Dipodomys ordii (Ord's kangaroo rat)
Lineage: Eukaryota; Metazoa; Chordata; Mammalia; Rodentia; Heteromyidae
Gene: Mfn2
Product: mitofusin 2
Exons: 12
Coding region: 253-1677 (474 amino acids)
Biological process (GO): mitochondrion localization; mitochondrial fusion
Cellular component (GO): mitochondrial outer membrane
Molecular function (GO): GTPase activity
Source: RefSeq, a predicted model, not a curated record